UAAUUCACUUCCUAAAGAGAAACAAUGUCGAAUAUAUACGUGCAGGAGCCCCCCUGCGAGGGGAAGGUGUGCCUCGAGACCUCUGUGGGAGAUAUUGACAUUGAACUCUGGUCGAAAGAAUGUCCAAAGGCUUGUCGUAACUUUAUACAGUUGUGCCUGGAGGGAUAUUACGAUAGAACUAAAUUCUUUCGUGUAGUACCUGAUUUCAUAGUACAAGGAGGAGACCCAACCAAUACAGGGACAGGUGGAGAAUCCAUUUGGGGCAAACCGUUCAAAGACGAAUUUCACAGUCGUCUUCGUAUGGUGCGUAGAGGUCUGUUGGCAAUGGCAAAUGCAGGCAAGGAUGACAACGGUUCCCAGUUUUUCUUCACACUUGCAGCUACCAAGGAACUACAGAACAAGCAUACUAUUUUUGGCAAGGUAGCUGGAGACACAAUAUACAAUAUGAUAAGAUUAGGAGAGGGUCACAUAGAGGAUGGAGACAGACCAAAAUAUCCCCAUAAGAUUAUCAAGACAAGAGUUCUCAUCAACCCUUUUCCAGAUAUAGUUCCCAGGCUUUCUAUAACACAGGAGUUGGAUAAGGAGGAUAGGAGGCAGACUAGCAGAAUGAAAGCAACAAAGAACUUCUCUCUUCUCUCCUUCGGGGAGGAGGCAGAGGGGGAUGAGGAAGUUACAGAGAAGGUUGUGAAGGAUAGUCGAGGGAAGAGUAAAUCGGCCCAUGACCUGGCCGCCGAUCCAACCCUAGCUCAAGAUAUAGAUACAGAGAUUAUUAGAAGUUCCGUCGACAAAGGUGAAAAGAAAGAGGAAGAAGAGUUAGAAAGAGAAAUUUCUUCCAUCCGUAGUAAACUAACGAAGAAAGAUAAGAAGAAGGGGAAGAAGGAGGAGAAGGAGAAGAAUCUCGACGACGAUGAAUUAGACUGGGACGAGAACCCAUUCGAGAAGGAGAGACAGAAGAAGAAGGAAGAGCUUCAGAAGGAGUUCAAGGCGCUCUCGAAGGAGAUGAAGGGAAAGAAGGAGAAGAAGAGAGAUGUUGAAGUGGAGAAGGAAGAGAAAGAAGUAGUGACUGAAGAAGAAAAGAAGAAUGAUAUGUUGAGAGAGUAUCAUGAAGAACAGAAGAAAUUUCGAUCCAACAAGAAGGAUAAAAUACCGGACAAGAAAUCUAAACGCGAAGAACAGACUUUAGCGCUUCUACAGAAGUUCAAAGCUAAAUUGUCAGGCAUAAUAGUAGAUGAGGACGGAGAAGAUAAGAAGAAAGAUGAAGACAAAGAAAAGGAGAAGGAUAAAGAUCAGAUGGAGGAAGAGGAUGAGGAUGAAAUACUGGGUGAUGACUGGAUGAAAGCUCCGCUUAAGUUUGAGGAUGAAGGAUUAAAACUGGCCAAGGAUGCAAAUACAAAGGAUGAUGAUUGGUUUGAUAUAUACGACCCAAGAAACAAACUGAAUAAACGGAGACGUGAGAAGGAUGCUAUUGAGGGAAUGGAGAAGAAAAGAGCAGAAAAAAUGAAGAAAUUAUAGACGACAUUUUAUUUAAUUUUUUUGGCGCCAAACUGUUCCAUUUCAUUCUGAAUUGUGAUUAACGUAAUAUCUUAAAGUUAAACCAAAAAUUCUGUUUCUUGUGUUAAACGUAUUCUCUUAAUAUAAACUGGUAUGUUGUGAUAAAAACUGCAUUCAUUUCAAUAUUUUGUUGGAUUUAACCUAGGAUUUAG
Eurytemora carolleeae is the source of this 1703-nucleotide messenger RNA. RefSeq names its product peptidyl-prolyl cis-trans isomerase CWC27 homolog. The transcript is spliced from 15 exons. Gene Ontology annotation, molecular function: peptidyl-prolyl cis-trans isomerase activity. Gene Ontology annotation, biological process: protein peptidyl-prolyl isomerization. The record is from RefSeq and is a predicted model, not a curated record. Bases 25 to 1512 code for a protein of 495 amino acids. NCBI's taxonomy places the organism in Eukaryota, Metazoa, Arthropoda, Copepoda, Calanoida, Temoridae. Gene Ontology annotation, cellular component: catalytic step 2 spliceosome.